Parnassius apollo (apollo) is the source of this 654-nucleotide messenger RNA. The record is from the annotation of a GenBank genome assembly. Lineage: Eukaryota; Metazoa; Arthropoda; Insecta; Lepidoptera; Papilionidae.
AUGUCUUGCCACGGGUGUAGUUCUGCGCUAAGAGAGAAUAAUUAUUUGAAAUGUAAUGGUUGCAAAUCAGAGUAUUGUUUCGCAUGCCUUAACUUAACUGAUGAUUCAAGUAAGUUACUUACACCGGAACAAAUAAAAUCAUUAAGUUGCCCCUACUGUCGGAACGUCACGCGGCGCAUAAACAAUGACGACACGCCUUGCCGCCCGAGAUAUCAAAAAGGGCAGGCGCAAUCGAUAAAUGUUUCUUUUUGCGACGUGACUCAUAACAACACUGCUAAUACUAGUGUUGGUAUCUCCACGGACACCGGGCUAGCAAAGGAACCCGUUACGAUGGAAAGUAUUAGCAAACUUUUUGACUUAAAGAUGGCGCCAGACUCCACAAUUAUGAUAAAUUUGAGAGCAGCACUUAAUAAGGACAUCGAAAAAAUGGUGGCUGUGCACGUCAACAGAGCAAUUGAGAACUUGAAGACUGAUUUCUCAUCUACCACGGACUAUUUGGCCGCUGAGCAAGCAGAUUUAAGAUCCGAGAUUAGACAAAAGGACAACCUUGUUAAGCAGUUGCAAACUGACAUAUCAAAAUGUCAAAAUUCACUUGCUAAAUAUCAGUCACGAAUUCAAACUAUUGAAAAAAAUCUCACGCGACAUGAAUAUUGA